AGCGUCUGGUUAACCCCGAACAAGUGAAAAUUUUGCCGCCAAAUUACAUUGUAUAGUAAACACAACAGUUCCAGGAAAAAUGAAGGUAACGACUCCAGAGAUAUCCUGGCACGAGCGAGACCCAGUGUACAGUGCAGAUUUCCAACCUGGAACACACAGCAUACAGAGAAUUGUCACCGCUGGAGUCGACAAAUACGCUAGAAUUUGGAAAGUGAGCGUAGAACCAGACGGAAAAUGUUGUGUGGAAUUUCUCUCCAACUUGAAACGACACUCCAAGUCUGUCAAUGUCUGCAGAUUUUCUCCUGAUGGAGAAUAUUUAGCAACAGCAGGAGAUGAUGAAGUAGUCAUUAUAUGGAAAUUAAGCGACGCCUCCGUGAAUCCAGGAAAUCUCUUUCAAGAUGAAGAUGAGGAUAAUAAAGAAAACUGGGUGGCUUGCAAAAUUUUCAGAGGCCACUUAGCUGAGAUAUACGACUUGUGUUGGUCGUCAGAUGGCAAGAAAUUGGUGUCAGGCUCCAUGGACAACACGGCCAUUGUGUGGGAUGUUGUCAAAGAACAAAGGGUUGCUCUGUUCAAUGAACAUAAAAGUUUUGUACAGGGAGUGGCCAUGGACCCCCAGAAUGAAUAUGUUGCCACCAUGAGCACUGACAGGUCAUGUAGAAUAUUCAAUGUCUCCAGUAAAAACUGUAUAUACAAUGUUUCCAAGAUGUCUCUUCCUGUUCCUAAAAACACAGAGGGCACUCCUGAAACGAAGCCAAAGUCUUUCCGCAUGUUCCAUGACGACACAAUGAGGUCGUUUUUCAGACGUUUGUGUUUCUCGCCGGACGGUGAGAUUUUAAUAGUACCAGCGGGCUGUAUGGAGCUAGGAGAGAAUAAAAUCAUCAACUCCACUUAUCUCAUGUCUAGGCAUUGUCUAAACAAACCAGCAGCCUACCUGCCAAGUCCUCAAAAAAUAACUGUGUGUGUGAGAUGUUGUCCGUGUUAUUUCAAACUAAGGAGUAGCACUGAGGACUCGCCAGAUCACUCAAAUAACAACAAGAAGGAAUGGGAGAAGUGCAGGUCUUUAUUUGCACUGCCCUACAGAAUGGUGUUUGCUGUGGGUACAGAAGAUGCGGUCUUGUUGUAUGACACACAGCAGCAGUCUCCGUUUGCCUACAUCAGUAAUAUACACUACCACCAACUCAGUGACUUAGCAUGGAGUCCAGAUGGGAGAACUCUGUUGAUCAGCUCCACUGAUGGAUACUGUACGUUUAUAAGGUUCGGGGAGGACGAACUCGGGGAGCUUUACACAGAGGUGAAAGUAGCAGAUAGCUCAGAAGUCAAAGAAGAGAAAAUGACCGCAGAAAAAUCCAGCCCUACUGCUUCCUCAGUUAGCUCAAAGUCUGAGGAACCAGUUAUUAUCAUGGACACGGACACGAGUAGCGGGGACCUUAACCUGAUCCUAGAGACCACCAAUGAUGCUACCUCUCCUGUCGUUACUGAACACAACCACAAAGACUCUGAAAAUAGUGCCAAAACCGACUCUAUUAAUGCGAAAGGUGCUAAGACUCCAUCUGGCAUGGAGACUACCCCUUCAGGGAAUAGGAAGUCAGAGUCAAGGCAGGGAAACUCUUCCACACCCACGGGGGUGAAAACUGUCCCUGAGGCCGGGUCCAAAGGCACCCCCUCUGGCCAGCCCAGGAGGAUUCAGUUUAUAACGUUGUCCAAUGGGAAAGCAUCUUGAAGGAGGAUUUUAUUGUGAAGGAAGGGAUUUGUCUUUUCAACACUGCCAUAUGAUUGGAUAUGAUCAUACUAGUACAUGUAAUGAUAUUUUGAUAUUGAAAGAAGUUAUUAGGAUGAUCUAGUGUUUUUAGUGUAGAUUGGGAAUUUAUAUUCUCUUUAUGCUGAAACGAAACAUUUACUGUCAAAUGUACUAUGAAGUUUGUGAAUGAAAUUGAAGACAGCUUACAGUAAAUGACAAGUUUAAUGAAAGUUUCUAGCUUGAGCAUUUUGAGUAAUCUCUCUUGGCAUGCUUUCAUCUUGUAUGUACGCGUACAUUGUACAACUUAAUUCAUAUGAUUAUUAAGAAGUAUUAGAAGAAAAUUCACUUUACAUCAAAGUUGCAAUGUUAAAUCCUGUCAAAUCAUUAACUUUUUAAACUAUAAGUAAUGACAGUAAUGACAUGUUGUCAUUUGAUCCAAUAAAUACUGAAAGUGCUUGU
This is a messenger RNA of Magallana angulata, 2197 nucleotides long. Its product is annotated as chromatin assembly factor 1 subunit B-like. Gene Ontology annotation, cellular component: CAF-1 complex; nucleus. The transcript has 13 exons. NCBI's taxonomy places the organism in Eukaryota, Metazoa, Mollusca, Bivalvia, Ostreida, Ostreidae. The record is from RefSeq and is a predicted model, not a curated record. Bases 80 to 1720 code for a protein of 546 amino acids. Gene Ontology annotation, biological process: nucleosome assembly; DNA replication-dependent chromatin assembly. Gene Ontology annotation, molecular function: protein binding.